Molecule: messenger RNA, 1518 nt
Organism: Trichoderma atroviride IMI 206040
Lineage: Eukaryota; Fungi; Ascomycota; Sordariomycetes; Hypocreales; Hypocreaceae
Source: RefSeq, a predicted model, not a curated record
AUGGACAAAACUAAUUGCAUUGAUGGCUCUCAUGUCAUUCAAGAUUUGUUUGGUUGCUCUGCUGAAUGCCAAACUCAGUUUUUGACUUUGCUGGCAUCCAGCAAUGGGAUGCUUGACACAAUAUGUCGGGCGCUCCCAGAUAGACACGGAGGUGGAAGAGAUGCUUUUCAUAUUCCUUAUCAUUGCGGCUCGCAAUUAUGCAGGAUUAGCGGCAAGGAAGAUGCUGAUCAACAAUGUGCUUCCCUUGCUCUUUGUGGUAACUACACGCUUGCUAACGUGGACUGUGGUGAUAGAUUGUUCAACUUGGAACAGCCAGGUCAGGCUCACGCCGUCUCAGAUGAUGAACAGAAACACAUGCAUCAACAAGACAAACUGUCCACUGCACCAGCUGUUGCUUUCCCAGCUGCAACUCCGUCAGAAUUCGUCAAAGAAGGGUUCCAUACUGUCACAAUUACAAAAUUCCUCUCUGAUAUUCCUUCUACAGUACCCGAGUUGACCGCUUCGGGCCUCUCUGCCAUUCAUCUGGCUACCCCUGCAGAGAGUUCAAAGUACCAUCAUCGACAGAGGUCAACUGUCGCAAACCAAGUAUCCUCCACCACGAAAGUCACCAUUGGAGUAUCCGUCAUGGUUGGGGUUCUCGUCAUUAUUGGCUUCAUUGUGUGGCACCUGAGGAUGAAGAUACGCUUUCGCAACAAAAGACAGAUCAGUCGUCGUCCCAUCAAAUCCAGUAGCCCUCCCGCGUCGCCGCUUAUUUCGCCAUCGAGCUCACAUGCCGCCCCGCCAAAGGCUCCAUUGACGCCGCCUGCGCGGCUACAAGAGCGCCGUUUCUUGCUUCCGCGCGCAUUGAGUCUUCGUCGCAACAACCAGCGUCGUCAAUAUCAAGACGUAUCUGUACGGGACAAGGCCGGAAUGCCAUUGGCGCCGCUUCCGCCCCUCUCGGUGUCCAGAGUGAGAAGAAGCCCUGGAGAGGGAGAGCGCCAGACCAUAACGGCAACGACAACGAUUUCACUUACUACUUCUCCCACUGGACCACCGAGGAACGACACCCCGUCGGAAACUAGCAUUUCCAGCGUCUUCAGUCACGUUAGCACAGUCAGGGCUACGUCGAAUGCAUCCACUAGCUCGGCGCCAAAUAAGUAUAAUAGUGUCACGGCUGCGGAAAUUCCAAGGCUGCCGUCGCGUGUAUAUGAAAUGCCAUCACCGGUUGGCCAUUUGGCAAGCCCUGGGCCGCCUCCGACUCGAGCGCUUCCGAGCCUCCCUUUGGAUGGUCGAGCUAGUCCCUUGAAAUCGCCUCUAUCACCUACCAGCCUGGCCCGAAGAGGCUCACCAAGCAUCGGGUCUAUGUCAGAAUCAUCUAUUGGUGUAAGUGAAGGAAAUGGAGACUUUCAGAGGCCGCAGGGAGGGAAUAGCCAAAGCGGUUCGAGGGGAUCGAUAGAGGUGCCUUUGAAGUCACCGAGGAGGGUGAGGCAUGUGAGGAGCCCGUUGUUGAAUGAGGUGCGUCUAGACAAGGUAGUGUGA